Messenger RNA from Trypanosoma grayi, 1005 nucleotides. RefSeq lists its product as hypothetical. NCBI's taxonomy places the organism in Eukaryota, Euglenozoa, Kinetoplastea, Trypanosomatida, Trypanosomatidae. Bases 1 to 1005 code for a protein of 334 amino acids. The transcript has a single exon. The record is from RefSeq and is a predicted model, not a curated record.
AUGCCACCGCGAGGCAGGCCAGAGAGCUUGACCACGAAUGUACCGGGCCAGUCGCCCUCGUUUCAGGAUGAGAAGUUCAUUGAGCAGCUUCUCCAGCUGGUUGCUGAAAACGAUGAAGCGUCGCUCGUUACACUGGUAGCCAUGGCAUUCGGUGCCGAGGGCUACCUGGCGGACCUCAAGCAACAGAUCGCUGUCGACUCGCGGCUCGACCUUCUUCGUUUCUGCGCACGCCAAAAAUACGGACCUUGCAAGACCGUCCAUGUGAUCAAGUGGAUAGCGCACUUUCAGCGCCUGGUGGAGGGCGGCUGCAGCACGGAGGAGAUGCGGCGCGAACUGUCGGACUUCGUUGCGGCGGAAAUAGAGGAGGAGUGGAAGUGGAGACAGGCGCCACCCGCCGAUGAGGGCGCGCCCGAGUCACAGCCACCACCGAGGUCGGCGACCAAGAAGGGCGCUCGGGUGGCGGAGAAGGCAGCGGCGGAAGAGGCGGAAAAUGUUGCUGCACUGCCUCGCGAAAAUAUCUAUUUGUCGAAGGAGGACGUUGGGCCACUUUGCACCUAUCUUCUUCGCGGCAUCAUUCAGCAUGCGGCGCUGUAUGCGCAUGUUGCCAACCACCCGCAAGAUACCACAGCUCCAAAGGGGUUUGAGUUUUUCAUUGAGGCGCCCAUGCCCGCCCCACCGCUGCGUGUUGCUGUUGCGGUGGAAAAGACACCACAGGACGCGGUGCCCACAACACUGAAGGAGGUGCGUGCGCAACGCACGGAGGAGUUGGAGGCUAUGAUAAACGAAUACAACGAGGCUGUGGCCAAAGAGGAGCUCUGGCGAAAGACGGAGCAAACUGAGAGGGAGAUGCAGAUUCUCAUCGAGAACGAGGGCGCCAAGAAGGCGGUGGAGGACACCUACGGAGGCCUCGAGGCCGACCUGGCGCAGCGACAGCGGCAGAUUCUGCGACGCAUCUUUGUCCUGGAGAAAUCGUUGGGUGCCGGCACCUCCCCGCAGCCGGCGUGA